AUGUACAAAUUAUAUACAAUUUGUCGACCAACACGUACUAUUCAACCAUUAUCUUAUUCAAUUGAUACAAAUCAAACAUCAUUUGUUGGUAUAAAUGUUGUUGAUUCAGCUGAUUGUGUUAAUUCAAUAUAUUUAAUUAAUUUUAGAAAUACACCAUGUAGAUGUAUUACAUAUCCAUUUAAUAAUUUAACAUAUUGUCCAUGUAUAUCAUUACAAACAUAUGCACCACUUGGACCAUAUUGUCAAGUACUUGGUAGAACAUUUAAUGAAAAUGGUGGUGGUUAUGCUUAUGUUGAUUCAAUAAUUCUUGUUUCAAUAAAUGAUUGUCAAUAUGUAACAACAGUUAAUGAUACAUUAAAUACAUAUGAUUUAUCAAGUGUUCAAUAA
Rotaria sp. Silwood1 is the source of this 387-nucleotide messenger RNA. The record is from the annotation of a GenBank genome assembly. NCBI's taxonomy places the organism in Eukaryota, Metazoa, Rotifera, Eurotatoria, Philodinida, Philodinidae.